Messenger RNA from Gongylonema pulchrum, 114 nucleotides. The record is from the annotation of a GenBank genome assembly. Lineage: Eukaryota; Metazoa; Nematoda; Chromadorea; Rhabditida; Gongylonematidae.
AUGGUACGUUCGGAGCAAGAUGCAGAUGCUUCAUUAGGUGAUCAAAUGGGCGGAGCAGGUGCAGCAGAAGGAGUGGAUGCUGAUGCAAUUGUCAUAUCAUCGGUGAGCAUUUAA